AUGGCUGUUCCCACACAGUUGGCUUACCGCUCCGCCAAGGGCAUCGGGCUCUUCAACGCUGCUCCAGCGUAUGAGGCUCUCCCAGGAUUCGUGCGCCCAGAGGGAAACCUUCGUUGCUGCUGCUAUUCGCCAGAUAGCAAGUACUUUGCCUGGGCUACACCCGAACAGGUUUCGGUCAUUGAUGCCUCGGCCGGCCACAUCAUUACUAUCCUUCCCACACCGAACGUGUACGAACUCGGCUUCUCUCCGCUAGGAACCUAUCUCAUAACCUGGCAGCGUCCGUCCAAGGACGACGAUGGGAACGCGGUCAAGAACCUCAGGGUCUGGAAGACGCUCUCUGACGAAGCCGAGGACGAUGGAUCCAGGGCCGUCAUUGGCGAAUACGUGCAGAAGAACCAAAAUGGAUGGAAUCUGCAGUACACGUCCGACGAGAAGUUCUGUGCACGCGUUGUAACAAACGAAGUGCAGGUCUUCCAGUCCAACGACUUGCGCAAUCCCUGGAACAAACUCCGCGUCGAGGGCGUAACCGACAUGGCUCUCUCGCCUGGCAAGAACCAUUCAGUUGCCGUUUUUAUACCGGAGCGCAAGGGCAUGCCCGCUGCCGUCAAGGUCUUCCAGGUACCUCAGUUCAGCCAGCCCGUGUCGCAGAAGACCUUCUUCAAGGGGGACAAGGUCCAGCUGAAGUGGAACGAUCUCGGCACCAGUCUCAUUGUUUUGGCCCAGACCGAGGUCGACAAGACAAACAAGAGUUACUAUGGCGAGACCAAUAUGUACAUUCUUAGCGCCAACGGCACCUUUGAUUCGAGGAUUCAGCUCGACAAGGAGGGCCCCAUUCACGACGUCUCCUGGUCGCCCAAUUCGAAAGAGUUUGGUGUCACUUACGGAUACAUGCCUGCCAAGACUACCAUCUUCAACCAGCGCGCCGUCGCCCAACAUAGCUUUGACCUCGGCCCCCGCAACACUAUCUUGUUCAGCCCCCACGGGCGCUUUGUCAUUGUGGCUGGCUUUGGCAAUUUAGCUGGAGAUAUGGACAUCUACGACCUCGAGAGGAACUUUGCCAAAGUUUGUCAUGUCAAGACUUCCAACUCUACAUACUGCGAGUGGAGCCCAGACGGGCAGCAUAUUCUUACAGCAACCACUAGCCCACGUCUUCGUGUUGAUAAUGGCAUCCGCAUCUAUCAUGUUAGCGGUAGUCUGAUGUAUAACGAGGACAUGGCUGAACUCUACCAUGUUGUGUGGCGACCUCAGCCCACCUCCAUGUUCCCGCUCACGGACCCCUUGACUACUGUACCAGCCCCUCACCCUUCGGCACUCGCAUAUUUGAGCACUCAGAAGACACCGUCCAAGCCUGCCGGCGCUUACCGACCCCCUGGCGCGCGCGGAACAGCUACUCCGUUGCACUUUAAACGGGAAGAUGAGGGGGGUGUGGCAUACACAAACACAGGAGUUUCCUCCACGAACGUUGGCUUUGCCAAUGGAUUUGGAAAGCCGCGUCGCCGCGAGGUGCCUGGCGCAGAAGCUGCUGAGCUCCCACCUGGCGCAGCCCCUGGCGGUGGCGUUAGUCUUACUGGUGCUCAAGAUGGCGACGGUGAGCUUUCCAAGGCCGCUUUGAAGAACAAGAAGAAGCGCGAGGCGAAAAAGGCCCGUGAAGCUGCUGACAAGGCUGCGGGCUUGGGCACCGAGGGAGCCAACCCACCGAAUGGAGCCAACGGUCGCAGCCCAGAGCGUCGCCAGCGCAGUCGUAGCAAGAGCGGCUAUGAACAACAUUCGCGAAGUGCUAGCCAGCAACGCAACUUUGGCAAUAGCCCGAACCGUGAAGCGCGUGAGGCUAGACAGGAGGGAAACCCGCGACAAAAUCUGCGCCAGCAGCGUGUAGGCCAACAGGCCCAGGCUCAGCCCCAGGCUCCUCCUCCUAUCCAGACAGAAAACCAGGGCCCUCCGCCUGACCUGACCGUUACCAGCCCUGGUGAUGGCAACCCCCAAGACAAGAAGAUUCGGGGUCUGCUCAAGAAAAUGCGGGCCAUUGACGAAUUGAAGAUGAGACAGGCCUCAGGUGAGAAGCUUGAAGACACUCAGGUGAAGAAGAUUAGCACGGAGACACAGAUCAAGAAGGAGCUGCAAGGUUUGGGUUACCGGGAGUAG
Molecule: messenger RNA, 2142 nt
Organism: Pyrenophora tritici-repentis Pt-1C-BFP
Lineage: Eukaryota; Fungi; Ascomycota; Dothideomycetes; Pleosporales; Pleosporaceae
Product: eukaryotic translation initiation factor subunit eIF2A
Biological process (GO): translational initiation
Cellular component (GO): cytosolic small ribosomal subunit
Molecular function (GO): tRNA binding; translation initiation factor activity; protein binding
Source: RefSeq, a predicted model, not a curated record